Messenger RNA from Gamsiella multidivaricata, 948 nucleotides. RefSeq lists its product as uncharacterized. Bases 294 to 863 code for a protein of 189 amino acids. The record is from RefSeq and is a predicted model, not a curated record. The transcript is spliced from 4 exons. Lineage: Eukaryota; Fungi; Mortierellomycota; Mortierellomycetes; Mortierellales; Mortierellaceae.
CUCAUUUCCUGGACAUUUAUUUUAGCAGUGAACCAAAAGAUUGGGCAAUUCUCUAUUGCGUCUUCAGCUCAAAGGGGGCGCAUAAGUGGUGAUGACACGAUUCAUUUGUACGAUUAAAAAACGGAGAGAAGGAUAAGAGUGGCUGGACGAUAACGCGUCCCAUUAACGUUCUCCAGUUUUCAUGGGAAUCAUCCUUUGUAAUGCUGUUCAGCAACAUAUGGAAAACCAUCUCGUUACCUCACUGCGUCCUUCUUCGCAAAGCAACUUGCCACGGUUUUGUUUGGUCUGCAUGAAUGAGUCUGUCCCAACGCCAAAUAAACAAGACGAAGAGAAAGAAGAAGAAAAAACUUCCUCCCCAGAUGCUCCCGCCCUUUACCCCCAUGCCUAUGCCUAUGCCCAUGCUCAUGCCCAUGCUUAUGCCCAUGCUUGCGCCCACGCCCACAAGUGUACUUCUUAGCACCUUGCCGCCUACCGCAGAAGCCACAAUCCAUGACCAUUCGACAGGGCCCAUCAUUGAGCGGGAGGGAUUACACGAUCGUGUACCUCGCUGUACGGGCGCAAGGAAACUGGUGCCCAAGAACACAAUCGAACCUUGUGAUCAAGAAUGUUCGAGAGAUAUUGCUUUGGAGGUGAAGGCGCCUAUUAAGAACCUCGCUUACAAAGACCCCAUCUCCCCAGGGUGCACCUGUGACCUAUCACAGGACGCGAUUAUCGGUGGCGAACCGGUUUGUGAUCGACACUUGGUCUCACCCUCGGGCGCACGCGCCGAUUCUCUUUUGCUUCUGUUUUCGGACUCGAAGUGGACCUAUCACAAGCGUGUCGUUCCAUACACUGGGCGGUCUAAACGGGUGCUGGCAGUCUAAAUGAGAGAGCCCUUCCUUGCUGCGGAGGCCCUGCCCCUUUCAGGAGGGCUCUUCCGAGGGAUAGACGGUGGCAGUGUUUCAAGGG